Drosophila santomea is the source of this 1179-nucleotide messenger RNA. RefSeq names its product serine protease easter. The record is from RefSeq and is a predicted model, not a curated record. Lineage: Eukaryota; Metazoa; Arthropoda; Insecta; Diptera; Drosophilidae. The transcript is spliced from 4 exons. Gene Ontology annotation, molecular function: serine-type endopeptidase activity. Gene Ontology annotation, biological process: proteolysis. Bases 80 to 1162 code for a protein of 360 amino acids.
UCUCAGUUUGAAUCGCAGUCGCAGUCUCAUUCGUUCCGCUUAGCUGUAUCGUAUCUGAACGAUCCGGUCCCGAUCCGGCAUGGGAAGUUUUCCAGCUCUACUUGUUGUUGUCGGCUCGCUGGCAUUGGGCGCGAAUGCUCAACUCCCGACAAUCAAUUGUGUGUCGCGAAUCCCGAGUGGCCGGGUCACCGGUCACUGCAUUUCGAUCCGGGAGUGUGACUACUUUAUGAGAAUCCUGCUAUCCAGCAAUCUCAGCCAGAGCGAUCGCAACCUGCUCCGUGAGAAUCAGUGCGGAGUGCGUGCCAACGACGUCCAGGUGUGCUGUCCUAGUACCGCCGGCUUGGGCGCCCUCAACCACCCACUUUUGCCCACGGAUUGCGGGAAGGUUAGUUGGCAGCGAUCGAAUGGCACAGAUACGCGAAUCCGGGAGUUUCCCUGGCUGGCGCUCAUUGAGUAUACGCGUGGCAAUCAGGAGAAGAUCCAUGCGUGUGGCGGAGUGCUGAUCAGUGAUCGCUAUGUGCUAACUGCGGCCCACUGUGUGGCACAGGCGGCGACCAACAAUCUGCAGAUCACAGCGGUUCGUCUGGGCGAAUGGGACACCAGCACGAAUCCGGACUGUCAGUACCAUCAGGACAGUAAGGUGGCGGAUUGCGCGCCGCCCUAUCAGGACAUAGCCAUCGAGGAGCUGCUGCCCCAUCCCCAGUACAAUCGCACCGACAGGACGCAGAUCAACGACAUUGCCUUGGUCCGGCUGGCAAGUCCUGCCCAGCUGAACGACUUUGUGCAACCCAUUUGCCUGCCCAACAAGCAGCUGCGAGCGGACGAGCUGGAGGGCCUGGUCACCGAGUUGGCCGGUUGGCAGGCUAGAUCCACGCCCAGGAUGCGCAAAAGCUAUGUGACCAUCAGUUCCAUUGAGGAGUGCCAGAGGAAGUACGCCAGCCAGCAAUUGCACAUACAGGCUUCCCAGCUCUGUGGCCUGACCAAUUCGCAGGAGUGCUACGGCAACGCCGGUGGACCACUGAUGCUGUUCAAGAACGAGGGCUAUCUGCUCGGUGGACUGGUGUCGUUUGGACCCAUUCCCUGUCCCAAUCCCGACUGGCCGGAUGUCUACACCAGGGUGGCGUCCUAUAUCGAUUGGAUUCAUGGCAGUCUCAAAGCAUAGAGUGAAGAAGAUACAUG